Messenger RNA from Lampris incognitus (smalleye Pacific opah), 2378 nucleotides. RefSeq names its product centriolar coiled-coil protein of 110 kDa-like. Gene Ontology annotation, cellular component: centriole. The transcript has 11 exons. Gene Ontology annotation, molecular function: protein binding. Gene Ontology annotation, biological process: centrosome duplication; regulation of cytokinesis; centriole replication. Lineage: Eukaryota; Metazoa; Chordata; Actinopteri; Lampriformes; Lampridae. Bases 1 to 1512 code for a protein of 503 amino acids. The record is from RefSeq and is a predicted model, not a curated record.
AUGGAAACCUAUGAGGAGUUCUGUCUGAGGACUCUGGCCGUACUGAAGGAAGAGGGGAGAUUCAACGAGCCGGCAUCUGAGCCCUACUGGCCCUUGAAAGCUCUCUCUGUCAUCCGCUUUCAUGGAAGGACUGUUCUUUCGCCUCUGGCGGAGCUGCGCCGGCGCUGUCACACCCUUGACAGUCAGCUGCAUCCCGCCCACUCCCCUUCUGGAGUUGAUUACAUAGACCGCAGCCAGGAGAGGGUUCCUCGCUUUAUGGCGGGGGUUACUCGCUUGGCCCCUAACCGUCGGUCCCCUGUGGCCCCCUUGAACCAGUCGUAUGAUGUAGAGAAUCCCUCACCGUCUGUGCUAAGGCCCCAUGUGACCCAUGACCUCUCCCAGGUGAACCUCAGGAUGGAGCCAAAUGGUCCUCAGGGGCCAAACAAGCGCAGAAUGGCGCAAAACAAAAAUGGCACUGAGCAGCUGGACAGGAAGAGAGGUAGGACUUCCUCAGAGGACACUGAGCGGAGAGUGCAGGCUCUUGAGGAAAUGCAGAGGCGUCUGGAGGAGGAGCAUGCCUUGCAGAUGUCUCUCCUCCUGGCUGAGCAGGAGAAAGAGCAGCAGCGCCUCCUACAGGAGCUGGAAGACAAAGAGAGGAGACCGAAGGAGCCCAGGUGUGACAGAAACACGAGCGAGGAUACUGGGGGGCAGGAGCAAAGGUCUGUGAGUGACAGCUAUGCUGUUGUAAGCCCCUCCUGCCCUCGACUCAGCCCUGCCCACACCCCAAGCGAACGGUCACCGGGACACAGUAUAGGUUUCCCCUCUCCUCUCAGUUCCUGUGUGUCCUCUCCUUCUGUCCAGCCCCCUGUCUAUCUGUGGGGACCCAGCUGGGGGACCAAGCCCCGGGCAAGACUCAGUCAGAUUCUAACCGCAGAGCAGCAAAGGGCACUCUGUCGACUCGGCGCCGUCACCCGCGGUUUCCUCACCCGCAGACUGCUGAAAACGGAGAAGGUCAAACACCUACGUCAGACCGUGUCGGACACACAGGAGUUCAUCCACUCAUUCAGGACUCACAGUCCACAGAAGAAAGGCGCCAUCUCAGCACAAGACCUCUCCCUACAGGAGAGAGUCAGAGCCCAGUUACGAGCGGCCCUAUAUGACGUCCAUGACAUCUUCUUUGUGAUGCCCCUGGAGGAGCGGUUAGCACUGCUGCAGCAGGACAGGGAGCUCUGCGCAGAGAGGAAACUGCGGGAGUUGGAGAAAGCCAAGGGCCCCAGGGAGAGAGUGGCGCUGUCCUCUGCAACACGGAGGUCACUGGACAGAAAAAGGAGGGUUGGGCAAUCCCCGGCCCAGGUUAGGAAGAUGCAGCAGAAGCCAAAAAGCCCAACUGCUAAUAGGAUCCUGAAACCGAGCCAAGGCCAAAAUGCCCCCGUCCCGGGCCAGCUAAGUCGCCAAGGGAGCUGGUACAGAAAAACCCCAGAGGAAAGAGUGAGGCGUGCCGACAGCCUGAAGAAGCAGCACUCCCUGGGUUAAGAGGGGGCUCCAACACACCCCCACCUGUCAACGUGAAGCCGCCAGUUUACCGGCAGAGUUACACCAUCACAAAUCCAAUUAAAGCUGCCAACAGUACGAUGGUCCGUAGUCUGCCUUCUGAGGUCCUAAUGGCUGUAGUUAACACUAAACACUACCUUGGGGAUCAAUACCAUGAUGCCAUUGUUGUUGGUUGUUUUGUUCUUUGUGUCAGUCUAGUUGUGGUUUGCCAAACCGAUUUGUGUUUUCCAUGGCUGUUACAUGGAGCUGGAGGCCUCGUGUAGGGUUUUUAAAUCGCCAGAUAGCAGAACUUAAAGGCUUUGAACGGUAGGAGAACUUGUGAAAUACUUGAUGUACUUUCAUGCAAGCAGAAAAAGUUUUUUAAAAAAGGAGGGUGGGGGUAAAAAGACAAAUCGGUGCCUAAGAGAAACGAUGACGCCUUCCCUCCUGCCUUUAGUAACCUGACACGGACGCCUGUUGUGUUUCUGAAUUGUUCCUUGCCUCCGGUGCAGCCGCCUUCACAAACACCAACGCCAUGCUGGUAGUUACAAACUGUAGUUGAGUUUAUUUGCAUGUAUAAUUGAUGACGUAUGAGAAUCCCAUUAAAGGGUUCUGGACUCCUCUCUGCAGCCCCUCCCGUACAUAACGGUGCCGACAUUCGAUCAACUCGUGUAAAUACUUUCACAGAUUUCAACAUGCUUUAACUGUUUGGCAUAGAUCGAUGCCAACUGUAGAAAAAGAUGAAUGUAUUUAUUCACAUAGUUGAGUUCUGUUUUUGGAGAUAUUUGCUGAUGGCAACCAGGCUUCACGUUUUAAUUAUAACAAGAUGCACCGCUGACGGUGGAUCUUAAAUGUUGGUGUUUGGCGGG